AAUAGUGCCUGAAAAUAGACAGUGCCAAUCAUGCAGAGCUCUCAGCAAUGGGUCGAGAAAUACCGACCAAGGCAAGUGAAAGAUGUUGCCUACCAAGAGGAAGUUGUUCGAGUUCUAACAAAUACACUUGAAACUGGAUGUUGCCCCCACAUGCUCUUCUAUGGUCCUCCCGGCACUGGAAAAACAACUACUGCCCUUGCAAUUGCCCGUCAGCUUUUCGGGCCUGAGCUCUAUAAGUCUAGGGUGCUGGAGCUGAAUGCAAGUGAUGAUAGAGGGAUUAAUGUUGUUCGUACAAAGAUAAAAGAUUUUGCUGCUGUGGCUGUUGGUACUGUUAAGCGUAAGAAUGGUUAUCUUUGUCCACCAUUCAAGAUUAUUGUUCUAGAUGAGGCUGAUUCAAUGACAGAAGAUGCUCAGAAUGCCCUGAGGCGUACAAUGGAAACGUACUCUAAAGUUACAAGGUUCUUUUUUAUAUGCAACUAUGUGAGCAGGAUUAUAGAACCACUUGCUUCACGGUGUGCAAAAUUCAGGUUCAAGCCAUUGUCAGAAGAAAUCAUGAGCAGCCGGAUAUUGUACAUAUGCAAAGAAGAGGGCCUCUGUCUUGAUGCUAAGGUGAGAACCUUAUGGACUAUUUAGUUCAAUGGAUGGGAAG
Molecule: messenger RNA, 649 nt
Organism: Vigna umbellata (rice bean)
Lineage: Eukaryota; Viridiplantae; Streptophyta; Magnoliopsida; Fabales; Fabaceae
Source: RefSeq, a predicted model, not a curated record